Messenger RNA from Pipistrellus nathusii (Nathusius's pipistrelle), 1257 nucleotides. NCBI's taxonomy places the organism in Eukaryota, Metazoa, Chordata, Mammalia, Chiroptera, Vespertilionidae. The record is from the annotation of a GenBank genome assembly.
AUGGCGACGCCGGGAAGCGAACCCCAACCUUUCGUCCCUGCCCUCUCGGCGUCUACUCUUCACCCCCACCACCAUCCCCACCAUCCCCACCACCCGCACCACCACCCGCACCACCAGCACCUCGGAGGGCCCGGGGCCGGCGGCGGGGCUGCGGGCGGCGGCGGCUUCAACCUGCCCUUGGCCCGGGGGCUGGAGCGCGCGCUGGAGGAAGCGGCGCACUCGGGGGGCCUGAACCUCAGCGCCCGGAAACUGAAGGAGUUCCCCCGGACCGCGGCGCCCGGCCACGACCUCUCGGACACGGUGCGGGCAGAUUUAUCUAAAAACAGACUGGUUGAAGUUCCAAUGGAAUUGUGCCACUUUGUAUCACUGGAAAUCCUUAAUCUGUAUCAUAAUUGUAUCAGAGUCAUUCCUGAGGCCAUCGUUAAUCUGCAGAUGCUGACUUACUUAAACUUGAGUCGAAAUCAGCUGUCCACCCUGCCUGCUUGCCUGUGUGGUCUGCCUCUCAAAGUGUUAAUUGCAAGUAACAACAAACUCGGAUCGCUGCCAGAAGAGAUUGGUCAGCUCAAACAGUUAAUGGAGUUGGAUGUCAGCUGCAAUGAGAUCACAGCCUUGCCCCAGCAGAUAGGUCAAUUGAAAUCUCUACGAGAACUAAAUGUCAGAAGGAAUUACCUUAAAGUCUUACCACAAGAACUAGUAGAUCUUCCCUUGGUAAAGUUUGACUUUUCCUGCAAUAAAGUGCUCGUGAUUCCCAUUUGUUUUAGAGAGAUGAAGCAGCUGCAAGUAUUACUACUUGAAAAUAACCCUUUGCAGUCUCCUCCAGCACAGAUUUGCACAAAGGGCAAAGUGCACAUAUUCAAGUAUCUGAGCAUACAAGCCUGUCAGAUUAAAACAACUGACUCCCUUUAUUUGCACACGAUGGAGAGGCCACAAUUACAGCAGCAUAUGGAAGACAGCAAGAAGGAUUCUGAUUCUGGUGUUGGAAGUGAUAAUGGAGAUAAGCGAUUAUCAACCACAGAGCCUUCUGAUGAAGACACUGUUAGCCUCAAUGUCCCAAUGUCAAAUAUCAUGGAGGAAGAGCAGAUCAUCAAGGAGGACUCAUGCCAUCACCUUAGUCCCAUAAAAGCGGACUUUCAUCAGGAAUUUCAAUCAAAGCCUUCCCUUGGUCACAAUGACAACUCUGGAGAAGAAAGAGACCAAUUUACCCAUGAAACAGAUGUUCUCCACUCGGAAUUUACAAAUUAUAUUAAGGCAAGUUGA